This is a messenger RNA of Silurus meridionalis, 3273 nucleotides long. RefSeq names its product CD276 molecule (gene cd276). Bases 364 to 1266 code for a protein of 300 amino acids. The record is from RefSeq and is a predicted model, not a curated record. The transcript has 8 exons. NCBI's taxonomy places the organism in Eukaryota, Metazoa, Chordata, Actinopteri, Siluriformes, Siluridae.
AGAAAGAAACCUGGCAACCCUUCGUUGGAUUGUGAACGACAAAGGGGGAAUUAACUGGGAGCGGUUGAUUUUUUUUUACUUCUUUGAAUCAACCCGUAAUAAAGUAUAUCUCAGACUGAAAUUUAGACCCGACACGAUUUUAUUAGUGUUAAGACUAAAACGUAGAUUGGGCUUAAAAAAGCAAAACAGAACCGGAAUAACCCAAGUUAGCUAGCUGUAACUGUAAUGUUUAUCCAAGCCUCGCUCUCAGACUGGACUCGGGUUUGCGUGCCGUGAAUAAAGAAGCUUCCCCGCUGUUACACUCACUCACUAACACGUGCUAACACACACACACACACACACACACACUAUUCCGAGAUCACCAUGCUGGCCCUGCUGUUGACUGCGCUGUUGACUGUACACUCAAUCGCUCUGGAAGUGAACGUCUCGGAUUUCCCAGUGGUGGCCCUUCACGGCUCAGACACCGUCCUUAACUGUACGUUCUCGGGGGCCAAGAACUUUAACCUGUCCGAGCUAAGUGUGUUCUGGCAGCUGGCUGACACUCAGAGGAGUGUGCACGCUUACUUCGACAAGCAGGACCGGUACGUCGAUCAGGACGAGCGCUUUGCUAACAGGACCAGCUUGUUUCCUUCAGAGUUAGCAUCCGGUAAUGCAUCACUGCUCCUGAGGAGAAUCCGAGUGGCAGACGAGGGCAGCUACUCGUGCUUCGUUAAAGUGGACACAUACGGCAAGGAUUCCAUGUUCAUGCAGGUGGCAGCCCCCUACUCAAAACCCGCUGUGACUUGGGAAACCGACAGCAACCCGAAGCCCGGUGAUGUUGUCGCACUGACCUGCGUGGCAUACGGCGGCUACCCUGAGGCCCAGGUCCUGUGGCAAGAUGGAGGCGGGCAAAACUUGACAGAGAACGUCACCAUCUCACCGGUAGCCAACGAGCAAGGCCUGUUCACCAUUAAGAGCAUCUUAACCGUGGUCCUCGAGCCGAACAGCACCUACAGCUGCAGACUGACCAAUCCGCUUCUGGGGGACGAAGGUCACGCCUCCGUCACCAUCACGGCCCAGUCUCCAGUGUUUCCUCAAGUGGCUUUGUGGGUAACGAUUGGAUUGGCGGUCUGUUUGCUCGGCCUUCUCAUCGCCUUGGCUGCAGUCUGCCACCGGAAAAUCAAAGAGAGCUGUGAAGAGAUGAGAGCAGAGGAAGAAGCCAAAGAACUUGAAGAAGCCAAAGAACUUGAAGAAGCCAAGACAGCUGCAACACCUUUAAAGAGCUAAAGGCAAAGAGCACCGGGUGAAACUACACAUGAAGCAUGGAGUCUCGCAUUAACCUUCAGCAAAACAAGACACUCAACAAGAGGCACAUUUGAGUUACACACACACACACACACACACACACACACACACACACACACACAUACACUUUCAUACACUUUCAGAUCUACUUGUCCAUACCUGAGUUGCUAAUACAUAUGCAAAUUCCAAAACAAUUCAAUAAGUCGCAAUUAUUAGAAAUUGAACGAUAUUGGAUUUCACCAAUACCGCUACGUUGGAUCGUACUUGCCGAUAAGCAAUUAACCAACCGAUAGUUUUUAAAAUGGAUACUGGAUAAAAACUUGACACUACACAUAAAAUUAUAACUUCAAUUUCAUUAAAUGUAAUUUUUAUCUGAAGAAAUUUCAGAUAAAAAAAAAAAACUACUGAAUCAUGGAAAUGUGCUAAAAAAAAUGAAUAUAUUAAUGAUUAAAUAUAAUUGUGUAAUGAAUAAAUUAUAAAUAAUAACUGAAUCAUUGACACCAUUGGCAUCAGAUGCGCCUCUAGAGGCCGCACUAGUAAUGACAGUGGACCUUUUCAGCCUUUUAAAAAAAAACGCAACCUGGAAAAACUAUCGGUAUGGAUUUUUGCCAGAAGCCCAAAAUUCCAGCAAAACCAAUGAUUCGGUCGACCUCUAGAAAUUAAUAAUUCUAAAAUAAAAUAAAAAAACAAACAAAAACAAACAGAGCAAAUACUGUUUGUUUCCAACUAAUGUUAAAUAUCAAACCCUGCCUCACACACUUAUUUCAGUCCGCUUUUAUUUCAGUGCGCUUCUAUUUCUGUCAAAUUCUUGUUUUGUAGCCCGACUGUUCUUUAUUUUUUUUAUUGUUUUUAUAUUAUUUUUACAGCAUGAAUAUAAAUAGCCUUAGCUGUUGUAGUAACCUAGCCUCGUCCCGACAUCAUGUGCUGCUUCCAGACUUGAGAAUCAACAAGCAGGGUUUGGUAUGCAGUGGACUAAACAGAAAAUCAGCUUGAAGCCCAUUGACUCUGACAAGCUUCCAGAUCCACCAUAGACACCAGCUUCUUCCGAAUCUGCAUGCAGGGCCAUGUUUCACGUUCCACCUCACACCUAAUGGAAAGUGAAGAGCUUAAGAGCAGAAGCAGGCAAGGAAGCUGCUGCCAGUGUGUCCAGCAUAUUCUCAUUCUUUCACGUUGUUGUUUUCUUCUUCUUCUUCUUCUUCUUCUUCACCAGCGUACCAACUCAGACUAAUUAAGGCCUGCCUGCAAACCAACAUGUACCUGUUGGCUUGUAGCUGUUUCUAAAAACUUAAUGACUUGGGGUAGAUAUUGCUUAGACGUACCACUAAGCACGUACAAAUUGAAAGUGUUUUAUGGGACACACCCAGGAUUCUCGUAUUUUUACUGAUCGUAUUAUAAUGAGAAAUGGUUUGUACUGAUUGCACAGGUGAUUGUGAUGCUGUUUAGGGGAAUCUGUUAUGAAUCUUGUAUGCUGUUUUUUAUUUGUUUGUUUAAUGGUUCUUCAUGCCUGGAACAUGUUCAGUGCCGAAUAAAAUGCAGUUGUUGUUUUUUUCAAAAUAGAUAAAGGGUGCUAAUUAUUGUGAACAUGCAUCAAAAGAUUUCGUCUGGUAUUGUGAUCAAUUUUAGCCCAAGAUUUGAUAGUCUGACUUGCGAAUGUUUUAUCUUACGAUAGCGAUACGACAAAAUCAUAAAAUAUUUUUACGACGUAUAUGCAGUAUGAUACAACGCGACGCUGCAAGGAUGUACGGCAGUCGUCAGUUCAGUUGUUCGGUUGUCUCGUUGUUGGAGCAUAUUUUUUUUUUCUGGUGUUUCAUGUGUUUCAAAUUGCUUUUUUUGCUAUUGUUUCUCUCCUUUUUAUAGGCGUCGCUCCUUUCGUCCGGCUCCGUUUUCCACACGGGAACUAACGCUCGUCCACACGCCUGCUGCCAAAUACGUAUAUACUGUAAAGUUUAUAUAUUACAGUACUAUAAAUUGCUCUGUUUUGCUAAAUUA